AUGCCAAAGACCUUUAAAUCAUAAAAUAUUCAUAGUGAUGAUGAUUCACAAAAUUUUAAAAUAAAAAGAUCACUCCAAGGAAGCUAAUAAUUGUAGACAGAUGAGAUUUUAUAUGUAACACCAUUAAAAAAAGAAAUGUAUCCUGAACCUCUUUUUUAAGAUGAAAGAUUAUUUGAUUUUGAAGAGCCCAUUACUAUAAUAUAAGUGAAUCAAUCUAGUAGCUUUGAUAUAACAUUUGAUUUGAGACAUAUUUAUGACUUGUAAGAUAGUUUAGAAUUCAAAUAUAAUAGAGAUUGGGAUAUUGCUAUUGCUGUCAAUAAUACAUUUUAUUUGGAUUCAUGGAGAAAUUAAAUAGAUGAUUAUAUAAUCGUUCUUCCUGAAACAUUCGAAAAUGAUAAUAUUAUUAAGGAAGAUAGCCAUAAGUUUAAUUUAUUUGCAUAUUAUGACUUAAAUGUUAUGGUUUUUAUAAGGAUCUUAAACUCUACUUUCUCAAGCUUUCGAACUUUAUUUUUUUAAACGGUUACUUUUAAUAUUAAAACCCCAUAUAGGUCUAUUUACAAUUAGAAUAAGAUUUUUGCUUUUGUUCUUUAAAACGAAGGAAUAGUUAACUUACCACUUAAUUUACCAAACAUGACUGCUAAUACUUAGAACUAUCCUAAUGUUAUAAUUUCUUAUUCAACGGCUAAUUCCUCGGAUUCUCUUUUCCCAUAAAACAUAACGCAGGAAAGUAUUUACAGUUCAUAUGUAAAUAAUGAUAGAUUUUGGGUAAAUAUGCAGCAGUUAACCAUUCCUUAUAUCCCUUAUUUCUCAAACUGCAAAAAUUAUGGAUAAUUUAUGUAUCUUCAUGAUAUUAUAGAGGAUGGAAGUAUAUGUGAUUUAGUAACUCCAUAAGAAACUAAACCUGUUAAACAAUUAGGAUUUUAAACAGCACCUGUGUCAGAUAAAUGCGAGGUAGAAAUAGAAUGCAUUAUGGAUGAAGCAUUUGUUUCUUCUAACGCAUUACCUAAAUUAUACGAACAGCCAAUUUUAACUAAUUUAUUUUACGUAGUUACUAACCCAAUUGAUCUGAAUGAAGUCACAGAGAAUAAUUUGAUUUUUAAACCUGAGGAAUUAAUUCCAAUUAUUGCUAGUAACUAAAUACCUUAAGGACAUUUACCAACUUCUAUAGAGCUCAAACUGAGCUACUAUUAAGUAGAUAAAUACACGAAAAAGAUUAUAGAAGCAGAAAUAAAAUUUGGAAGCUCUGUAGACAUCACUACAUUACAUAAUUAAGAUCAAUUUUAAUAUAAAUUAAUUUUCAAUUUUCAUUCAAUGAAUCAUGCAGAGUUAGCUAUAACUUUUGCUUUAAAAUGGUCAACUUACUUGGUACUUUCAUCUAUCAUAGGAACCUUCUGUGGCCAUGAAAUAGAUUAAUAUUAAAGAAGAGGCAGACUAGGUGCUUCCCUAGUUAUUAUUGGGUUUUAUCUACUCAUAAGAAUUUCUAUUGUGUUUGUCCCAGAAACAACAGAAGAAAGAGUUUAUCAUUAAAUAAAAAACUAUACUCAAAGACAUUAAAAUAAGUAAUAUAAUUUAUUGACCAUAUUAGAUCAUCUCUCAGAUAGAUUAAAUAUUUUUAUGACUCAGUCUUAUGAUGGAAAUAUAUGGAGAGAAAAAGUAUGGAAAAGGGCUAUUUAUUUGUUUUUGAUUAUGUGGAUAUUAAUAAUAGUUAAUGUGAUUAUCACUCUGUCUUUUUCCCUUUUAUUCGCUACCAACAUUUGGUUUUUUAUUUUCUUGUUUAAAAUCAAUCAAAUUUUUGUUUUAGAGUGCACCAAGAUUUAUGUCGAGAAUGAGCUUUAGUUGGGAACUCUUGCCUGCACUAUGUUGAUGAACAAUUCAAUUUCAGGAUUAGGAGCACCAGAUUUUUUUGAGUACUUAUUUAAUACAUUUGUGAAUCUUGGUAUUUCUACUUAUGAAAAGACUAUUUAAGUCCUACUUGUUGAGUUUUGUUCUUAAAAUACAUUUAAAAUGGUGGCUCGCUUUAAGAAGUGGUUAGAUAAACAAUUUUCACCUUAAGAUGAACAAGAGAGUCUAGAUGAUGACGUUGAGUCAAGCUUGGAAUUAUAAAAUAAUUAAAAAGGUGAAGAUAAUGAAAUAAUCGAAUAAGAUAACCAUAAGAAAGGAAAAGAUUUUUUUGUAAAUAGUGAAAUUAUGUUGACUGAAAAUUACCAAGAGAGUUUUGGAACAAAUGAUGAUAUAAAAAUUUAGUAGGAAAAUAUAACGGAUUUCUAAUAAUAGGUAUUGGAAUAAGAAAAUAUAUAAAGAGAAAAAUAGUACUCCAAAGAAAGUUUGGGAGAUAUGAGUUAAUGUUAAAUGGAUUAAAGCUUUCAAAGCAAAUAUUUAGUUGAUGAAGAUUAGUUUGAGGAUACUUUUUAAAGUGUCUUUGAUAAGAAAUUCAUGAAAGGUUUUAAAAAAUAAAAUAAUAAAAAUCAUUAAGAAGAUUUAGAAAAAGAAAACAAAAAAGAAGAAGAAGAGCUCAGAUUUAAAUAAAAUAAGAUUUUUUCUGAUUUUUGUUAUAAUACAUUCACUGUGUUAGCAACACCAUUUUAGGUAAUAGCUCUAUGGAUAUUUUAUGACUCGAAUAAGAUGUUUGUGAGAUGGGUAAUAUCGAAAGAAGGCUUAGUAUUUUACUACCUUUUCAAUGUUUGGAAUAUCCCUUUUUAAAUCUUUGUUGAUAUACUUCUCCUCAAGUCCGUUGAGCAAAUCCACUAAGUUUCUAUAAAAGAGUACGUUAACUUGUGUAGAGAAAGAUUUAAAAACAGAAAAUUCAAUUGGAAAGCUGAUGAUACUACUGAUGCUUUAAAGUGCUUGGAGCCAACUUUACAAAAAAUUGAUGUCUGGUGUUUUUCUUCCCAGUACUUCUUUUGCUUAAGUGUAUUUGUUUCAGGAAUGAUUUGCGUGUUAUAAGGUGUACAAACUAUCCAGAUAAAUAAAUUUAAUUUAUUUGCAGAUAAAACUUUAGUUUUCCUACUAAUUUUUUGGGUAUUGUUAUGCUUUCUUAUAGAAUAAGUUUGCUACUUUUUUUAUAAUCAUACAUCUUUAUGGAAGAAAGCAAGUAGUGAAAGUAAUUAAGAAGAUGAGAAGGAGAAAAUAAUUUCAAAAGAAAAAAAUGCCACAGAAUUACUUGCAAAAAUAAAUAAUAUAAAUAUAAUAGAAAAUAAAUGUAAUACAUAAUUGUAAGAACUAGAUUUAGAUUGUUCACCUAUUAUUUAGCCUUAAAAUUAUGAUUCUAUUGUACAAAAUAAAGAAUCUAUCAAACAAAAUAGAUUUUUAAAAAAUAUAUCAAAAGCAACUCAUUUCUAAGAUAUUACAAAUGUCAACAUGUUAGGAGUAAGAAAUGAAUUAUUUAACUCAGGUUUUUAGUUGAACUCUUUGAAUGCAUCAAGAUAAUCUUUAUUUUCAAAUAAUUUAUAUCAAUAAAAUAUCAUUGAAAAAAAAUUAACUGAAACCAUUUUGUAAAGAGUCCAAUUUUAAAAUAAUUAAACUUAACAAAACUAAGAAUAGGAGGACUAAAUGCAAAAGAGAAAUCAAGAAUUUAUUUUCAAAGAAUAAGCUAAAUUUAUUAAAAAUAAUUACUACAUUUAACUGUAUUUGAAAGAGGAGAUCUAAAAUGUAGAACAAUAUGAUAUUUCAGUUUAAAAUUUUAUUCAUGAUCAUUUAUCUUGUUAAAAUAAAUUUCAUGCAACCAUUCAAGAAAAAAUAGAAGAAUUCAUUAAAAGAGCAAAAAAUUAGCUGAGUAAUAAGUAAAUAUAAUAACAAUGGCUCUCUUUUAGCUCUAAUUUCUAAAAGGCAUACCAUUAUAAAGAAAAAAAAUAGAAGAUUCUAGAGAAAAAAAUUCGUUUCUUAAAAAAUGAAUACCAAGAUGAAAAGUUUUUAAAAAAAUUUCUUAUCAUAAAUAAGACUUGGCUAAAAAAAAAUAUUAAAAAUAUGGCAUAUGAUAUAAUAAGAGGGCCUUCUUCAUCUACAGAAGAUUAAUCAAGGUUAAGAAAUGAAAUAAUUGAGUAAUUUAAGAUUAUAGGGGGGAAUUUAAAAGAAGCUACAGUUAUAUCUUCUUCAAUAUAGGUCUAGCCUGUCCAAGGAAGAAUUCUUUCUUAAAAAGUGUCUCAAUAAAUAUAAGGCACAUAUAUUCAAGGUAUUAUAAAAUACUGGAAAAUGAGAAGCUAAAUACUUUAAAUCGCUGAGUAGUGUAUAGGAGGUUUUAUGCUAAAAUCUUAAAAUAGUUAUUGUGAAUACUGUUGGAACUAGUGGGGAUUACUUGUUUAGGCAAAAGAAAAUAUUGAAGAUACUUUUAAUUUAUAUUACAAGUAUGAAUGCAGCUUUUUAAAAGCAUAUUUUAACGUAAAAACUUUGUACGAAUAAGACUCUUUAAUUUUAGAUACCAAAGGAUAUGAAAAAGAUUUAAAGAAGAUUAAAAUUUCAAAUAAAAUUUUCUUUUUAAAUACAAAGUUUUUAGAAGAAGAUAUUUACCAUGAAGAUCUUCUUCAAAACUGGGAGAAUUCGAAAGAAGAUAAUUUUAACUCCUUGUAAAAUAAACAAGGUAAAGAAUAUACUUCUGUAUUAAAAGAAAAUUUAAAAGAAAAUCUUCUCAAACAAUUUUAUGUCUAAGAUAUAUCUAGUGAUAUUAGAGUGAAUUAACAUAAGAAAACUUUUAAUAGAAAAAGAUUCAUUGAAAGAUGGCAAGAAUUUUUCUUUUUGAAUACAACAUUUUAGACUAUUUGUCUAAAAUGCAAUGAUAUGGCCUAAGACUAGUUCUUAAAAAAUAUAUAAGAAUAUAAGAGAAAACCUUAGUAGGUACUAAAACAGCAACAAGAUCUCAUUAAAAAGCAGCUGAAGGAUUUGUAUUAGAAAUAAAAUGAUCUCUCUAAAUUAGAUGAAUAAGAUGAAUUUGAUAAUUCAAAUGAAGUCGAAGAAGAGAUUUAAAAAUAAGGAGAUUAGAAUACAUUUUUCUAGACAAAAAGUAUAAAUUAGUAUGCAGAUGUAAUACAUGAAGAAAAUUAAGAAGAGGAUGAAGAAAAGUUAGAAAAGUAAAAGGAAGACAAUGAUGUUACUUAGUUAUAAGAUAUUGAAUAUAGAAAAAUAAACAAAGAAUAAUCAUAAGAGCAAGAGCAAGUAGAAGAAUGUUCAGUUUUUACUAGAAAUACCCCUUUAAAAACCUCAAGUUUUUCAUAACACAGAUAACAAAAAUUAAAUUCAUAAGAUAAUUUAAUAGAUGAUGAAGAUAAUGAGCUCUUACUUGAUAAAUAAAAAUCACCUCUAUAUUCAAAUUCUCCACCUAGUAAAUCUAUCUAUUAACUUGAACUUUAAAAUCAACUUUCAUCAAUAAAUAAUGAAGUUACUUAUGAAAAUGAUUAUCUUACUGAAAAUAUAUCAUAAAGAUUUACUAAAGAUUAAAAAGUAACUGUUUUUUAGGAAGAAUAAGAGAGUAGCAGCGAUUCGAGUGAUUCAAGUGAACUUAGUGAAUAAAUGAACAAAACUGAAUAGUGUAAAAAAUAAACUAUUUUUAAAUCUAAUGAUAUUAGUAUUGAUAAAGACUAAUAAAAAGAUUUUAAUAGUAAAAAAGAAAGUAAAAUUUAUACACAUAACGACUGUGAUGAUAUUAGUAGUGAUAGCAGUUGUAGUAGCAGUAAUAGCAAUAUUGAUCCCUAAAAAAUAAUUCAGCUUACAGAAAAAUCAAGAAAAAGCAAGAAGAGUUUUAAAUCGUAUGAGUCUAAAACUCAUCCUAUAAGCUCUGAAAGUUUUCAUUUAGAACUAAAUAAGUAAGAAAAAAAUUUAUCGAGAAUGAGCUAAGCUGAAAUGAAUCAAUACUUUUUAUACCCUAAUACUGGAAAAAAUGUACAAUUAAGAAAAUUUUCUACUAAUUAAAGCCAUAAAUUGAUAAAUAUACCAACAACAGAAGGCUAAUUUCCUUUUCUAAGUUUAUCAUAAAAGCUAAUACAAGAAAACAAAAAAAUAAAUUUUGAAAGAGACAUUCAAAAUAAUUCUAAAUAUGAAGAAAAUAAAAUUGAUUAAUAGAAUUUAAAUUAAAUAGAUGAGUAAAGCAAUCAAAAUUCUUGA
Molecule: messenger RNA, 6090 nt
Organism: Tetrahymena thermophila SB210
Lineage: Eukaryota; Ciliophora; Oligohymenophorea; Hymenostomatida; Tetrahymenidae
Product: transmembrane protein, putative
Exons: 14
Source: RefSeq, a predicted model, not a curated record